Ficedula albicollis (Collared flycatcher) is the source of this 1581-nucleotide messenger RNA. RefSeq names its product proline-rich protein 2-like. The transcript has a single exon. The record is from RefSeq and is a predicted model, not a curated record. The coding region runs from base 1 to 1581 and encodes 526 amino acids. NCBI's taxonomy places the organism in Eukaryota, Metazoa, Chordata, Aves, Passeriformes, Muscicapidae.
AUGUGUGCCCCACCCUGGGCACUCUCACCCCGGUACCCCCGAGGGUUCCCCAAUGUGUGCCCCACCCUGGGCACUCUCACCCCGGUACCCCCGAGGGUUCCCCAAUGUGUGCCCCACCCUGGGCACUCUCACCCCGGUACCCCCGAGGGUUCCCCAAUGUGUGCCCCACCCUGGGCACUCUCACCCCGGUACCCCCGAGGGUUCCCCAAUGUGUGCCCCACCCUGGGCACUCUCACCCCGGUACCCCCGAGGGUUCCCCAAUGUGUGCCCCACCCUGGGCACUCUCACCCCGGUACCCCCGAGGGUUCCCCAAUGUGUGCCCCACCCUGGGCACUCUCACCCCGGUACCCCCGAGGGUUCCCCAAUGUGUGCCCCACCCUGGGCACUCUCACCCCGGUACCCCCGAGGGUUCCCCAAUGUGUGCCCCACCCUGGGCACUCUCACCCCGGUACCCCCGAGGGUUCCCCAAUGUGUGCCCCACCCUGGGCACUCUCACCCCGGUACCCCCGAGGGUUCCCCAAUGUGUGCCCCACCCUGGGCACUCUCACCCCGGUACCCCCGAGGGUUCCCCAAUGUGUGCCCCACCCUGGGCACUCUCACCCCGGUACCCCCGAGGGUUCCCCAAUGUGUGCCCCACCCUGGGCACUCUCACCCCGGUACCCCCGAGGGUUCCCCAAUGUGUGCCCCACCCUGGGCACUCUCACCCCGGUACCCCCGAGGGUUCCCCAAUGUGUGCCCCACCCUAGCACUCUCACCCCGGGUACCCCCGAGGGUUCCCCAAUGUGUGCCCCACCCUGGGCACUCUCACCCCGGUACCCCCGAGGGUUCCCCAAUGUGUGCCCCACCCUGGGCACUCUCACCCCGGUACCCCCGAGGGUUCCCCAAUGUGUGCCCCACCCUGGGCACUCUCACCCCGGUACCCCCGAGGGUUCCCCAAUGUGUGCCCCACCCUGGGCACUCUCACCCCGGUACCCCCGAGGGUUCCCCAAUGUGUGCCCCACCCUGGGCACUCUCACCCCGGUACCCCCGAGGGUUCCCCAAUGUGUGCCCCACCCUGGGCACUCUCACCCCGGUACCCCCGAGGGUUCCCCAAUGUGUGCCCCACCCUGGGCACUCUCACCCCGGUACCCCCGAGGGUUCCCCAAUGUGUGCCCCACUCUGGGCACUGUCACCCCGGUGUCCCCGAGGGUUUUCAGGGUGAGUGCCCCACCCUGGGCACUCUCACCCCGGGUACCCCCCACACCCUCCGGCCACCCCCGAGCUCUCCCCCGGUGUGUGCCCCACGCUGAACGCUCUCACCGCGGCCACCCCCGUGCCCUCCCCGCUGCCGUACCCUGCCCAGCCGCCCUCACCUCAGCCCCGCGCCGGUCCCGCCUCACACUUUCAAACCUCGCCCCGCCCUCGCGGAUCCCUCCGCGCUCCUUCCCCUUCUCCCAGCCCCAGCGCCCCCCGCAGCCACCCGCAGCCCGGGCAGCAGCGCAGGGAGGGCGGGUGAUGGGGGUGAGCCCUCAGCGCUGCUCUGCCCCGGGGGUGCGCGGGGCUCGGCGGGGACUGCGGGGACUCUUUGAGCUGGCGGAGUGA